UAAAAGAAGACCAUCAUAGCAUACAUCAGUCAUAUCAUAUGUCGUGAAGGUGGCGAUGGUAGUUCCAUAUCUAGAAACGGACGUAUUGUUCUGAGUGGAGAGGGCUUCCUUUGGAGGAACGAUACUCCUGUCACCCAACAGCCACGGGCGUUUAUACAGUACCUCUUCCCUAUCGCUCCUCGAGUUCAUCUCGUGCCUGCAAGCCAUCUGUCGGCAAAGGAUGUCGUGUCAGAAGCGGAACAGAGUACCGCCUCUCGUACCGGACAGAGACAGCUUACAGACCGUCGAUCACGAAGAUUGAUUCGCGGCAUAAGCGACAGGUACCUCGAGGGGCUCUUCAUUAGGCAGCAGCUGGCCUUCCUCCCAUAAUGUGUCUGGACGGGUUCCAAUUGUCUGCCCAACAUAAGAGUCCUGUCCACUACUUGCUCGUUUGAUCCAGCGGCUUCACUCGUCAUGAUGGCGGACUCCUCGAUCUCACGUCCUUCGAUCACAGUGAGCCUUCACGCCAGCCACGACGAACUCGACCUCUCAGGAAAAUCACCUUUCGAUUUCGACAUCACCGCGACUCUCUGCGCCGACAAAGCGGUCGUGAUCUACAGCUCGGAUACAAUACUCUCGCCAGUCGCCGCACUGCUACAGGGAGGCCUCGAGUUCACGCCCCUAGGAGAAGAAGCACUUUUGCCUCAGAUUACCAGAUUCAGCAGCCCGCCCAGCGAGCCUACACGCACGUGGAACUCCGCCAAUUUCAUCGUCCUGGGCCCAGGAGCGCCCAAAUCUAUUAGGAUUCCAUUCGGCGCGCUCGAACCACUAGCAGGCGACCAGUUCGACCUCCGAUUCUGGAUGAACACGGCCGCGUUCAAAGCUGGAAAGACGUACAAGGCUAGAUUACCGUCCACAGCGAAGAUUAGGUGGUGGCGGAUUGCGACCGCCGCGGAGGUCAAGAGCGGCACUCCUGCUCUGCCUGGCGGCUUCUUGAGCGCAUUGACUUCGGCGGUCAUCUCGUGGUGGAAUGGCCCUUGUUCUGUUGACGAAGGUGUUCCUGUCCUGCCAGAAACAGAGCAACUUACCGUUGUUGUGGAGGGUGAUGGUGUAAGUUUCACGUGCAAAGGAGUACCGACGGAGAUUCCAAGAAACGGUUGAAAGGGAUGGUCCAUCGUGAGUUGUUAUGCACUUGGGAAGCAAGAGAAUCAAUCUUUGAGCUUGGUGGACCCCAAUUGGGAUAGUCUGAUGGGUGUCUUUCCCGAAUUCUCUGCGCACUCAGGAUAAGCCUGGUGAGCAUCGAAAGCGCACUGUCACCUGGGGAUAGAAUGAGGUGUGAUCUAGUCCAACUGAUGAAUACCAGGGUUGUGCUUCUUCACCAU
Dissoconium aciculare CBS 342.82 is the source of this 1361-nucleotide messenger RNA. RefSeq lists its product as uncharacterized. The transcript has a single exon. The record is from RefSeq and is a predicted model, not a curated record. Bases 454 to 1140 code for a protein of 228 amino acids. NCBI's taxonomy places the organism in Eukaryota, Fungi, Ascomycota, Dothideomycetes, Mycosphaerellales, Dissoconiaceae.